Hipposideros armiger (great roundleaf bat) is the source of this 1182-nucleotide messenger RNA. RefSeq names its product melanocortin 2 receptor (gene MC2R). Bases 121 to 1014 code for a protein of 297 amino acids. Gene Ontology annotation, biological process: G protein-coupled receptor signaling pathway. Gene Ontology annotation, molecular function: corticotropin receptor activity. Lineage: Eukaryota; Metazoa; Chordata; Mammalia; Chiroptera; Hipposideridae. The transcript has a single exon. The record is from RefSeq and is a predicted model, not a curated record. Gene Ontology annotation, cellular component: membrane.
CAGUGUGGGUUUUACCUCAGAUCUCCUAUAAGUACUACAAAGAAGAAAAUAUUCUGAAGAAUUAGUUAAGUUUACUGUCAAGUCCAAGUAACAUUCCUGACUUCAACACAAGCAGGAAAAAUGAAGCACAUAAUCAAUCUAUAUGAAAACACCAACAAUACAGCAAGAAAUAAUUCAGACUGCCCUCAUGUGGUUUUGCCAGAAGAGAUAUUUUUCAUAAUAUCCAUCAUCGGGGUUUUGGAGAAUCUGAUUGUCCUUCUGGCUGUGAUUAAGAAUAAGAAUCUCCAGGCGCCCAUGUACUUUUUCAUUUGCAGUUUAGCUAUUUCCGAUAUGUUGGGCAGCCUGUAUAAGAUUUUGGAAAAUAUCCUGAUCAUGUUCAGAAACAUGGGUUAUCUCAAGCCUCGUGGCAAUUUUGAAACCACAGCCGAUGACAUUAUUGACUCCCUGUUCAUCCUCUCCCUACUUGGCUCCAUUUUUAGUCUGUCUGUGAUUGCUGCUGACCGCUACAUCACAAUUUUCCAUGCUCUGCAGUACCACAGCAUUGUGACCAUGCGCCGCGCCAUUGUGGUCCUGAUGGUCAUCUGGAUAUGCUGCAUAUGCAGUGGCAUCACCAUGGUGAUCUUCUCCCAUCACAUCCCCACAGUGAUCACCUUCACAUCGCUGUUCCCUCUGAUGUUGGUCUUUAUCCUAUGCCUCUAUGUGCACAUGUUCUUGCUGGCCCGUUCCCAUGCCAGAAAGAUCUCAACACUUUCCAGAGCCAACAUGAAAGGGGCCAUCACAUUGACAAUCCUGCUCGGGGUCUUCAUCUUCUGUUGGGCCCCCUUUGUCCUUCAUGUUCUCUUAAUGACAUUCUGCCCAAAUAACCCUUACUGUGCCUGCUACAUGUCCCUCUUCCAAGUGAAUGGCAUGUUAAUCAUGUGCAAUGCUGUCAUUGACCCUUUUAUAUAUGCCUUCCGGAGCCCAGAGCUCAGGGAAGCAUUCAAAAAGAUGAUCUUCUGCAACAGCUACCAGUAGAAUUAUUGGUCCCUGAUUUUAGGAUCCAUGGUGAUAAUAUUGUCAAGUGACAGAAUAACAUGACAUACCAACAAAUACCAAUGCUCCCAACUACUCUUUUCCUUCCCUAGUGUGCAUGAGGAUUAUCCCAUUUACUAAUAUUUGUAAUAGUUUAGUUCUAUGUGAACA